This is a messenger RNA of Capsella rubella, 2350 nucleotides long. RefSeq lists its product as uncharacterized. The coding region runs from base 176 to 2122 and encodes 648 amino acids. The record is from RefSeq and is a predicted model, not a curated record. The transcript has 13 exons. NCBI's taxonomy places the organism in Eukaryota, Viridiplantae, Streptophyta, Magnoliopsida, Brassicales, Brassicaceae.
AGAGUUUGUUUGCAGUGAAAUCCCAAAUACUACUAUAAGUAUAGGGACUGAAACGAAAUCGUCUUCUAUUUAAAUCACUCUGCUCUGCUUCCUCUUUUCAAAUUCUCGUCUCGCGCGCAUCGAGGAAGAAGACGACGACGACGAAGACGACGACGACGAAGACGAUUGACUGAGAAUGGUGCUAAUAUGUUUCAUCUUGGAUCUUCGUAAUAUCUCUCCUUCUCUGAUCGGAGAUCUAAAGCAGUUGUUACUGAGGCUGGGAAAUUUACAUGCAAUUUCUUCUCCGGUAGAUUCUCUCACUGAUCGGAUCGGUUUGUGUUAUAUCCUGAAAGAUCGGAUUUCUGGAAACGAUCAGUUGAAAUUUGCUUACACACCUACUGGAAACUUCUGCCUUCGAGACUUCCAUCACGCUGUUGACAGCUUGCCUUUAGAUGCGUUUCUACCUGAGAUCGAUGAAUCGGGAGCCAUGUCUUGCGGAGAUCUUAAGCUAUCAAGUGUUCUGUGUGAUCGAGCUUUGUACUCAUGGGGAGGUAGAGACAUUAUGAGGAAAGUUAUUGUACUGAGUUCUUCCUUCCCUGAAGAUAUGGAUUCUGACGCGAGAAAUACUCUUAUGGCUGCAGCAGAGAAAUGUGUGUCGGUUGAGUUUCUUUUGUUUGAGAAGAAAUCAAGCUAUCUAAGCCAUACGCAGGAGAAGAUUAAUAGAUUCCAAAGAUGCUUAUCGGAUCUUGACAAUUGUUCAUUUCAAACCUGCAUCUCUGAUGGAAAAUCACUUCAUGGCCUUGAAAAGAGAUGGCUUCUGGAGAUUAAGGAUGACACUGGAGAAUCACUGCAGGCCCAGAUAAUCUUCAAAAGUAACCUUUUUGGUUCGGUGAACAAGAUCUUCUGCAAUCUCAGUGCAGCUGCAAAUCAGAUUGUCGACGGAUUUAUCCCUUGUCUAGUAUGCAGGUGCCACGGCAUCCCAUUACGAGAUACAGUGGAAAACAAAACAGAGAAGCUGCAAUGCUCCAUAACCAACCAUGAACUUGGGAAAUAUGAUGUGAUUGAAAAUUCUGUAAAAGUUGGCAACAGAACUGUCCUGUAUUUACCUUCAAUCCAUAGCCUCCAGAAACUUCAUCAAAUUUCUUCCCAAGUUGAGUUCAAUGUCAUACAGAAGACUAAUUUAACUUCUCUCAGCGAAGGCCUACUACUUGGGGCACCUUACAUUGUAAGCCCUUCAACCUGUCAUGAAACAGACGCUUCUUCAGAAGAAAUGGAUCAACCAGAUCUGAACACUCAGAUUUUUCAGGGACUAUGUGGUGCUCUAUAUUCAAUGGACCAAGGCUUGGUUUGUUCUUCAAACUGUAAUCUAGACACCAUGACAGUCGUGGAAUUUCAUUGUUAUUACAUUCUUCAACCGUCAGAAAAUGGCCCAAUGCUCCUGAAGAGAUUGGCAGGGUCAGAAGAAGUCCUACCUAUUUCCAGUGCCAGUCAGUUUGCAGAGUCCUCUAUUCCUAGAGAAAUCGAGAUCUCUGUCAAAGGCGCUUUGUUAGAGAUUGAAUCAACAGACUACAAUCCUCUGACACACAACAGAGGCUUCCACCAAAAACUGAACCUCAUUGUGAAGGAAAGUCUUCAAUUUGGCUCAUUACAUUCACACAUAAAAGACGCAACAUAUGAACCGAGUUCAGUGUCUUCAGAUUCUGUACUUCCAACGGCACAGACCUUUCCACACAUAGUCAAUCCAGAAAUCCUUCAGGAAGUUCAUAUAAUUGAUGAAGAAGAACAAGCUUCCAUUACUAAAGAAUGGGAACAACUAGUAGUCACUGAGGAGGCUGUCAUGAAGUCCUCUUCCCCGGUUAUAACUACACACAAACGAAAGAUAGACAGCCAAGCUCUGUCUCCUAUACAGAAUAACAACAAACAGUCUGAUAUGAAAACGUCAAUGAUUUUAGAAAGACUUGAAGCUCCGAGGAAGAUGAGAGGAAAAGUUGGAUCACCAAGCGUAGUCAUUCAUAGUCCCACCACAUCAGAUGUGUGUGUCUUGUCUCAGAAGAAGCCUCUGAUUCCUUUUCAGACAACUCAGAUUUCAUCAAGCCAGCUCAUGAAACCCAACUUCCAGAGACUGAAAAGAAAGCAGAAGUGAGCUUUAAGUAACUCUCAGGCUGAGACAGUGUAUAGGAAAGGAUCUCGAGGAAGCUUGAUAUUUGGAGGAAAGUUAAGGUUCUGUAGUCUGCGUAGUAAUAGACAAACAUGAUCUGGUAUUUGUUGUUUAGUUUCCUUUCUUUUUUUUGUACAAAACCAAAACUAUAUCAAAUCUCAUUAUAUAUGUACAAUUUUAACUAUAUCAAAUACUCUUAAGAGCAUUGUUUAA